Hemiscyllium ocellatum (epaulette shark) is the source of this 9264-nucleotide messenger RNA. RefSeq names its product microtubule-associated protein 2-like. The record is from RefSeq and is a predicted model, not a curated record. The coding region runs from base 103 to 7242 and encodes 2379 amino acids. Gene Ontology annotation, molecular function: microtubule binding. NCBI's taxonomy places the organism in Eukaryota, Metazoa, Chordata, Chondrichthyes, Orectolobiformes, Hemiscylliidae. The transcript has 20 exons. Gene Ontology annotation, biological process: microtubule cytoskeleton organization; neuron projection development. Gene Ontology annotation, cellular component: neuron projection.
CCGAGCCGGCAGCAGCAGCUCGAGUUCUGCAGAGUUCGAUUGAUUUCUCAAAUUAGAAAACGUGAAAGAUCUCCUUCAGAGCUGAGAGUUUAACAAAGAAGAAUGGCAGAAGACGGGAAGUCUGAGGGAAGUGCACCACAGUGGGCCUCGAGCACUGUCCUUGAGGCUCAAUCGCAUCCGUUUGCUGCAGAUUUUAAAGAGCAGAGUGCUUCAGGUGAAUGUAUAUCCAGAACGGAGAAUGGCUACUCAUUCAGAGAGAACCUCACAGAGGCACAGGCUGGAGGUCAGGCAGCGUACACAGUGUCGCAAGCUAAUGGGAUCAAUGGGAAAUUGACUGCUAGAGAUGGAGCAACAACAGCGUCUGGAAGAAAUUUUGACAUUCAAUCAAUUCCUGCACCAGAAGCAGAAGUGAUCUCUGCCAGGAUUGUACAGGAGGUCACAGCGGAGGCAGUGGCAGUACUGAAAGGAGAACAAGUGAAAGAUACUUUACCAAGAGAGCAAACUUCAGUAGAAGACUCUGCCAACUUACCACCAUCCCCACCACCUUCUCCAGCAUCCGAGCACUUUGGACCAGCAGAGAAAGAUGUAGGGAUUGAGGUUAAGGCAAAACCUCUCCAAAGGUGCUCAAGCUAUCAGCCUGCCACCACUCAGGAGAAGCGCAAACUCCUAGCCCCCUCCAUUUCUGUUUCUGUACACGAUGAAGAGCCUUACAAUUCUGAUGAGGAGUACUAUGAGCAUCCUUUAUUCAGUUCACAAUGGACUGCCACUAGUACACUCCCCAGUGCCACAGUUCAACAGGCAGAUGAGUUGUAUAGUCAGGACAAAGAAAAAGUUGUUGAGAGUCCAGCGUCUGAUGAAGAGGAGCCAGCACUAGCUCUUAAGCAAGAGCAUGUUCAAGAGCAGUGGUCUGCUGAGCACUUAGUGCAAGCAGAAGCUGGAGCCCAGGCUCACGAUUCCAAAUGUAUGGAGGCCACAUCAUCAACUGAAGAAAGUGUCCCAGCUGAGAUUCCCAAUGGAAAGGGAAUGAUUCUUAGGGAAGUUGAGUCCUUGGAAGAACUGCCACCUUCUGUAGAAGAUCUGCUUUCAGCCACGAAGAUGUACAAGCUGUCAACAAGCGGAGAAUCCUCUGUUACUUGUGGGGAAAGACCGUCGUUGCAAGAAGUGUCAGUGACAGAGGUCAAAGAUAAGAAUAUUCCUGAACAGCAAAUAUCUGACCAAUCACCUUUAUCAACACUGAAUAAAUAUAGUGAUGAUGGCAUUCAAACAGCAGAGGAAGCUGCUUCCAAGAAGCAGGAUUUAACUUCAGCAGCUGAUUUGCAAACAGAACCUGUUCCUAUUUCAUUCAAGAAAGCACAACAUCUAGAAGACUUAGCACCUUCUAAUGUUGAAACCACUACUAGUCAUCAUGCAAAUUCACUGCAAUCCAGUGUUUGUGAAGAUGAAUGCAUUUCCAUGGUGGCAGCAGAGAAUAAAGCUAUCCAAAUGCAACCAGAUUCUGCCAAGAAAGCAGAUGAAAUCUUCAAACCACAAAAUAGUCUUGAAGACGCAUUGCCUGGAAAAUCUGUUUUAGAUCACAGUAAAAAGAUUCUUGAUAGUUUUGAAACUCCAGAUUCAUCAAAACAGUCCAGUAUGGGGAUUUCAGAUACAGAUAUCUGUGCACAAGAUGUUGAAAUAGCUGCUGCACAAGAUUCAUUGAAUGAUAGCGCUGGUGUUUCGCAAAAAGAGCAGUCGGCUACAGGAAUGACAGUUACUAACGAUAAUUAUGUGUUACCUCCUCUGGAGGCAAAAAUAGAUUUGGUUGCAACCACCACUUCAGUCAUUGAAAGCAAAGUGCAAAAUGUGCUCCAGGAAAACCAACAAGUGCAUGAGGAAUUGCAUAAAGACAAAUUACCUGUAAUUGCGCACAGUGCAAUUGAAGACAAAGCUUUAGAAAGUUCAAGUGAUAAAAGGAAAACUACGCCUGAUACAAUAAAGCUGGUUGAACAUAUAGCUGAUGUAUUUUCAAUGCCAGAGGACAGAUCAGAAUCUGUUGAAUACAGCUCCACAGACAGUGCACAACAUCAUUUAGAACAUUUGAAUGGAAAACCAACAGUAGAGACAAUGUACACUACUACAGACUUAUUCCAAACUGAAUACUCCAAACAUGUGUCUGAUCAACAACCAACUAACCUUCUGUUUAAGGAUAUUGGUAAAGCCAGUGUUGAGGUAUCAGAGGUCUAUCAGUUGCCUGAUGCUAUGACUGCCCAGUCAUAUGUGGCAGAAUCUAAACUAGAUGUACAACAUGGUAUGCAUCCCAUUACAAGUGAUUCCCUUUUAAGUCAUGAAUCUAUGCUUGAGAGGGUUAAACAAGAGCCAUGUAGUAUGGAUUCAAAUAUCAAAAAAGUUGAUGAUACACCUACGAAAACUGAAGGAAAAGGUAUUCAACGAGAGAAAGCUAAAGAGAAAGAAAUAGAACCUCAAAAUAUGUACCCAUUAUCAGAUUCGAAUGUUUAUUCUGAUAAAACUUUCCAAAGCUUCACUAGUACAACAAUCCAAAACAAACAAUGUGAUACCUUUACUGUGUGCUUGAAAAACAAGGUGGUGGAAGAUCAACCAGAAAUAUCAAAAUAUUUUGAAACAUUUGUUCUGAAAGAUGAUGGUGAAAAUGGUACCAAAGCACCUGAAGAUGGUUAUUAUGAAAUGACCAUUACUAAUGAAAAGAAUUCAAGGCUUCCUCAUGUGGUGCCACAAUUCUCUGACACGCUACAUGAAAAAUCAGAAGUGGAUGCCCACAAAGUUGAAAAUGAUGUAUCAGCUGAAGGAAUUCAUUAUAGCACUCUUGCCCAGACAGCUGUGCCUCCUGCUAAUGAACAGGCUAAAGCACUGCCUGCUGAUGAACAGGCUAAAGCACUGCCUGCUGAUGAACAGGCUAAAGCGCUGCCUGCUGAUGUACAGGCUAAAGGACUGCCUGCUGAUGUACAGGCUAAAGCGCUGCCUCUUGAAGAUAAAUUCACUGUGGAAAAUGAAACUCCUUUACCUAUUCAGCGGAGCCAUCUGGCCAAAGAGGAGCUCCCCACAGUAAUAUCUCAACAAACCAAUUCUAGUGCUGAUGAAAAUAUUGAUAAAGAACUGCAAAAGCUAGUGCUGAAUUUGCCUACAGCAUCUUUAGAUUCAAUAGCGCUGGAGGUGGAAACUGAGAGCCAAGGUCCCCCAGAAUCUCUGUCUCCCUUGGCCUCUGAUAUUCUUGCCUGUACCAGAGGAAUGAGUUUAGAGGAGUCAGCAGAGUUCUUUCCAGUAACUACACCUGCUGAGGAGAAACAUGUUUAUUUUCCUGUUGAAGUGGAAAAAGAUAAAACUGUAUCUGUUUCUAAAGAAAAAUCAACUGAAGAAAGCCUAAAGUUAGACUCUCAGUAUGCUUAUCCCCAUGCUUUGAAAGAUGAUUACAAAAAUGACACUGUUGUGGUUCCUGACUUGCCUGAAAUGUUGGAUUUAGGAGUUACUAGAACGAGACUGAGCUCAGAAGGUACAGAAAAAGAAGUGGUUCGAAGAGCAUCCAUGCCUUGUGAAUCUGCUACCGAAAAUAUAGCUUCUGGCUCAGAGGCUUUAACUGAAAGCAUCAAAUUGAUUAUUAAAAAUGUUAAUCAAUCAGAGGAAAUGGGCUACUGUGUUUUUGAAUACUCUGCUCCCUUACCAACUCCUGAGGAAGUUAAAAGUCCACUGGAGGACGGCAGCAUUUUCCUGCAUCAAAUUCGCGCUGCUUCUCAGCCUAUAGAUGAGGAAAGUAUUAGAAGGCAAUUGGAUGUAAAUAAGCAGAAAGAAGAUUCCCAUUUUAGAAUUAGUACCUUAUCAGAAGACAGGGAGCUAAAAAUUGAUACUAUUUUGGAAGCACAGUCAGAAGUCAAGACUGAUGAAACAGUUUCGUUAAGUGUUUCAAACCAAAUUGCCAAGUCUGAACCAGAUCAUUUACCUGAAGACCCUGCCCUGAGACAAUCUAGCACUCAAAAUGAAUCCAUUGCCAUUGAUGCUCAAAAGGUUCCAAAAGACGUUUCUCCAAUUAAGCUUCCAGAUGAUAAAACUGAAAAUGUCAAUGAAUCUAACGAUCUGUUUGAUUUACCGAGUAACGUAGUUUUGCAAACAUCUUUGAAAGCCGAAUUUGUUGAUUACAAACUGUCUGAGAAAGAGACUUCUCCUCGGGAACAUGUUCAAUCAAACUUGGUAGAUAAACCAGGGCCUAGCUUGCCCAGCGACGUUACUGUGGAAAGUUUCAAACUUAAAACUACCGAUCGUCAGCAACCUGAGAGAAGUGUUUUGAUUCAAGAACAAACUCGACCCAAGAAAGUCUUGGAAGAUAAGCCAAGGCCUACAUUGCCCAGGCAGGAUAAUGUGCUAGAUGUAGAUAUAGAAAUAGAUAGCAUAGAUCACACAAUUUUCCAGCAGACCCCUCCUAUUCAAGACUCAGUUCAAUUUAAGAAUAUCUCAGAAGACGAAUCCAGGCCCAAAUUGCCUGCUGAGGAGAUUGUGGCAGAAGUCCUUUCUCAGGAAGGAUCUGAGAAAACGGUGUCCGCUCAAGAGGCUCCACAACAUCAAGAGACUGUGGAAGCUAAAUCCAGUCCACUCACUAAGGCUGACAUAUUGGAAACUGGUAUAAAAAUGGAGACUGCUGAUAAAGUCAUAACUAAGAAAACUCCUGAAAAAGAAAUCACUCAACUCUCAGAAACGAUGAUAGCUUCAACUGAGCCUAAUUUGCCUGGCAAGGCUACAGCAGAACCAGUUCAGCUUAACAAUAUCAUGGAGGAUGACACUAAGCCCCAUCUUCCCAGUAAUGAUAUUGCACCAAGUGAUGAUAUAGAAAUCGUGCAUUAUGAUCACAAAGUUAUUGAGAAAUCAUCUCCCGCGCAAGAAAUUAUUCAAACUGAGAAGGGAGUGAAAGAUGAUGUAAUGCUCAGUUUGUCCAGCGAUAUUGCUGAAUAUGUAAUAGCCCCAAUUGAGCAAACUAUGGAAUAUAAAACUGGACCUGCACCAGGUAAAGUUUCUGAAGCAGAAUCUGGUGAUCAGCAAAUCCUUGUUGUUUCAGUGCAAGAACCAGCUGAAGCUCAGCAAACCAUGAAAGAGGAAGUUAAGUCCAAUUUGCUGUUUGAUGUUCCUGUGCCAGAAAUUGUUCUACAUGAGGACCCGGGUGACUAUGAAGCAUCUGAAAGUACCCGUGUAGAAGAAGAGAGGGGAAUUGUGGAAUCUGUCAUUACAGUAGAAGAUGACAUUAUUACAGUUGUUCAGACUACACUAGAAGGAGGAAAAGAUGUAGGGCAUAAUGUGAGAUUUGCCAUGCCUGAUGAUGAUGAGGAGGAUAUUUUUACCCCUACUGAACAAACCCGGUCAACAGAAGCACAGUCUAAUGAAUCGCCUGCAAAAGCUGUCCAAAUUGCGAUUAUCCCAGAGAAAAUUGAAAUCCCUACAGACUUGAAAGAAGACGAAAGUAUUGAUGAGUCAGUAAUGGACACAGACAGUCUAUGGAUGGAUACUCAAGAUGAAGAGAGUAUCAUACAAUCACAACCAGCUGCUGUUACUAAACAGGAGAAGACAGAGAAGGAAUUCAUCAGCCUGUCUUCAGACAAACAUAGGAAAGGCAAGGUGUUAAAAACUGGGAAAAACAGAGUGUCCACACCUGAGAGAAAAAUAAUUAAAAAAGAUAUCAGUACAGUCUCCAAAGAAGACAAGAAAAGGAGAAAAGCCUAUAAGAAGUCUGAACUUACUAAAAAAUCAGAAAUUCAGACCCGAUCUCCUUCCAGGAAAAUCAUUUUAAAACCAGCUGUAAGAUAUCAUAGACCAACUCACGUUCCUUGUACUAAACGGAAGCAGACAGGUGACUGUGUGAACCCUGCAAUGUGGCUGGCAAACAUGGACUUCAUUGCUCGACUGGCUGUUUCCUUGCACUCUUUUUUGUUCAGCCAUUGGGCUUUUGCAACUUCUGGAAGUUUUGAAGGUGCCUAUGUUAUAGACCAGAAAUUCUCUGUUGCUAAGCAACCCAAGGAAAGAAUGACAAAUUCAUCUGCACUAACAAAGAUUCCUACCUCAAAAUUAUCUUCCCUCCUCCCUGAAAGACCCAAUUCUACUUGUUCUGCUGCUAGAAAAGCCUUUAUUGACCUAGAUUAUUAUCCCACACGACCCUCGUCGGCUGGCCCUAGAGAUUCAUUGACUGAACAACCCAUAAAGGAUGCUGCAAUGAGGAGUCCAGAGAAGCGCUCUGCCUUACCCAGACCUUCUUCAAUUUUAUCCACUCGCCGGGCUCCACCUGAAGAAAAAGAUGCACAUUUUGUUCCUGCUACAAGCCCGGUUUAUCCGGCACCAAGACGACCAACAACAAUAAGGACUGAACCGAGAAACGAUCAAAGGGGCCAAGGAGUGACCAGAUCGCGAGCACAUACUAGUGCAGGGUCUGAACCAACUCGCACCAGGUCAGCACGAAGCGGUACUGCCACACCCUCCACUCCUGGAUCAACUGCAGUCACGCCUGGCACACCACCCAGCUACUCCCGCACACCAGGCAGCAGGACCCCUCGCACUCCUGGCACUCCUGGUACACACAAAUCUCCUAUCCUUGUACCCACAGAACGGAAAGUGGCAAUUAUCCGCACUCCUCCCAAAUCUCCCCUUACUCCAAAACAACUCCGAGUGAUCAACCAACCAAUGCCAGAUCUGAAAAAUAUCAAAUCCAAGAUUGGGUCAAUUGACAACCUAAAGCAUCAACCAAGAGGAGGGCAGGUACAUAUAGCAAAUGUAAAACCUGAUUUUAGCCAUAUUCAGCCAAAAUGUGGCUCGAUGGACAACGUACGUUAUUCUCCCCUGGUUGGAAACGUGCAAAUUGUUACUAAGAAAAUAGAUGUGAGUCACAUCACGUCAAAGUGUGGCUCUUUCAGCAACAUUCACUAUCGGCCAGGUGGAGGGCACGUUAGAAUUGAAAGUCAGAAACUUGAUUUUAAGGAAAAAGCUCAAUCUAAGGUUGGCUCACUUGAUAACACACGUCACACUCCAGGAGGUGGAAAUGUAAAGAUUGAAAGUCAUAAGCUUAGCUUUCGUGAGAAUGCCAAGGCGCGUGUGGACCAUGGAGCAGAUAUCAUCACUCAGUCGCCAGGACGAUCUGGUGCCACAACCCCUCAUAGGCUGAGCAAUGUCUCCUCUUCUGGCAGCAUCAAUCUAAUGGAAUCACCGCAACUGGCCACACUUGCUGAUGAUGUUACUGCUGCGUUAGCCAAGCAAGGAUUGUGAUUUUGCUGUCCACAAUUUAAAUUGUUUGUAGCAUGUGCUUUGAGCCUUCACAAGCUCAAAGUGGGAUUGUGUUUAUUCCUUUCAAUUAAAUAUUGAUCAUGUCCUAAGACUGUAGUGAAUAAAAACAAAAUCUUGUUUCCAUUAUGCCAGGUUUCUGGCUUUAAAUGGGUACAACUGCUGUACAUCACACAUAGCAAUGUUAUUUUUCAGCUCAACGUGCAUGGAUUGAUGAGAAAUGCAUUUACAAUGUUUAGUGGCUAAAGGCAGAGUUGAAAUGGAUCAGAAUUCUGAAAGCAGUUGACAUGCUUUAUUCCUAGUUACUCAUUCAAUAUUAAGCAAGUUUUCCCCAAUAGAUAAGGGAAGAUGUCUAUUGAUAAUAUUUAUUGCAAGACAAAUAAAUUAUUGCAUACGUGUUUACCUGGGAAUAAAAGCUGAAGUCCAGAAACUAGUAAUAUAUGUAAAGAAACCCUGGACUUUAAGUUCAGGAAAGAAAAGCAUUCUCGUAUGGUAAGCAGCAGGAGUAUUAAUGUCAAAGCAUGACAUGAACACCAGGUUAUUGUGCCUGUUCGCAAGGUCAUGGUGUUUGGCAUUUUUACAAACAAGUAACAAAAAUGGGAAUCAAGUUGCUCAAAACUAUCAUGCAGCUACUUUAAAUAGGAUGCAUUUCCUAUGCUGAGGAUAUGUAUCUGAUUAGAAUGUGUCAGUUCAUUGCUAGAUUUCUAUAUAUGCCUACUUUUCAUAUUCUGUUUGAUCAGCUGUUUGAUACAGUAUAAUAUCCUAUGUGGCAAGUUGUGUUAUCCCUUAUAUACUUGAAGUUAUGCUUUUAUUCACAGUAUCUGUGUUUCUGCACCUUUUGGUGUUACUGUUUAGAAUAAGGUAGCUGUUAGCAGUUAUACUUGUUAGAUUUAUCUCUGAUAAAAAUUAGCAUGACGAGCUUACUAUAACAACCCAAAGCUAUGACCUUGUUUUAGUGCCAGAUGCAAGUUUGUUGAUGUAUUGCUAGGUUAAAAAGAUUUCAAACAAUCGCUUUGUAGAGUUUUGAUGUACUGAAGGGGUCACAAUAGCAUUUGGUGUACGCUGUUUUUUGUUUACUUCAUUUGGCAAGCCUAUUUAAGUAGUGGGGCAUAUGAAAGAAGGUGCUUUUAAAAUAUGUAUAUUAUAUAACAUAUAUAAUAUAUAUAGUUGGAGUAUUUUUUGUUCAGAUUUAUUGACUUCAAUUCAGAAUGACUGUAAUCAUACAGUCCUGAAUUUAUAAGUCAUCUCCAUAGAUUUUAUUCUUAAUUUUUAGUUCAAAUAACAUCUUAAGAAGUCAGUUUUAACUGAAGAAGGAUUGAUGAAAGCUUAGAAUGCAAUUUCAGAUGGUGUUGAGAGGUAGUACCUUGUUUCACAGAGCCGGAUAGAUGGUAUGUCAGAGCUAAUAAAAACUGUAAUUGAAAGUAUGUCUUGUAAAUGCUGCAGUCUGCUGCCAAGGGUCCAUGCAGAUAUUUAUUAUUGUAUGACAGCGUCUUUAACAAAUAUUAAACAAAUUAGACCAUCUUUUUCAUGAGCCUGUAAAAUGCAUUGGAAAUUAAAUUAAUCUUUUGCUGUAGAAAACAAUGAUGUAUUUUAAGAUUAUCUGAAUAUGUUGAAAAAAUGCAUAUUUUUUCAUUUUGAAAAUACAGCUUCUAUUGAACAAUACAGGAUACUGUGUAACAGGAAUUAGUGGGAACUUUGUGAAAGUCAGGUAUUAAAUGAAGGUCUGAGGUUUAAUGAUUUUAAUUUCCUGCCACAAUACUCCAACAAAGUUUUGAAAAAAAUAUUUUACUUCAACUUUUUACAAGUGAUGAGGGGACAAAAGGGGCAAAAAUAAGAUACUGUGUCCCGGUAUAUGCUGUGGAAUUUUAAUGUGCUUUAGAGAAGGUGUUUCGAGUCCUGUCAUUCUGGAGUCUGUUAAAACAGAAUGAAAUUUUGGGAUUGGCUAGUGUUAGCUUGUACAUGUUUUCAGUCAAAUUUGCACUUGUGUUUGUUGCUGUAGAGUAAUUC